Molecule: messenger RNA, 1179 nt
Organism: Prorocentrum cordatum
Lineage: Eukaryota; Dinophyceae; Prorocentrales; Prorocentraceae
Source: the annotation of a GenBank genome assembly
AUGCUCUGCGCCCUGGCUCUCCUCGCGCUGCCGCUCGCCGCGCGGGCGGGCGCCGGUGGCCCCAGCGCUCCGGAGCCGCCGAGCGCGCCGCGCCUCGCCGUCGCCGCCAACGUGUCGGCCUUUGCGCUCUCCGGCCCGGCCCGCGGCGGCAGCCUGAGGGGCUCGCCGGCGCCGAGCGCGCGGAAGUUCAUCGCGCACGGCGACGCCGAGUGCUCGGGGAGGUACGCCGCCAUCCAGACGGCGGCGCAGUGCGCGGCGGCGGCGCAGGCGCUCUGGCCCACCGGCCUGCUGUACCCCUGCUGGUACCCCACGUGGGCGGAGGACCUCACGGAGGUGGACGAGCCCGACGAGCCGCAGGGCUGCCUGCUCCUCACGAACGCCGACAACGGCUGCGGCCUGCGCUUCAACGCGGCCGGGCGCGGGGCGGUGUGCGACGAGCCCGGGCUCUCAUGCGUGGUCGUCUGCGGGGAGGGCGGCGGCCCGGCGACCUCGACGGAGGGCCCCGCGGGCCCCGCGACCACGGAUGCCAGCGCCACCUGCAAAGUUCAUUACAGCUGGACUGGUAGAGCGCAGUUUUUCUUAUGGAGCCGCUGUCGUGACCUGACAGCAGGCGCUCAGACAGCCCAGCCGCCGCCGCCGAGGGCCAUGCUCCGCGCCCUGGCUCUCCUCGCGCUGCCGCUCGCCGCGCGGGCGGGCGCCGGUGGCCCCAGCGCUCCGGAGCCGCCGAGCGCGCCGCGCCUCGCCGUCGCCGCCAACGUGUCGGCCUUUGCGCUCUCCGGCCCGGCCCGCGGCGGCAGCCUGAGGGGCUCGCCGGCGCCGAGCGCGCGGAAGUUCAUCGCGCACGGCGACGCCGAGUGCUCGGGGAGGUACGCCGCCAUCCAGACGGCGGCGCAGUGCGCGGCGGCGGCGCAGGCGCUCUGGCCCACCGGCCUGCUGUACCCCUGCUGGUACCCCACGUGGGCGGAGGACCUCACGGAGGUGGACGAGCCCGACGAGCCGCAGGGCUGCCUGCUCCUCACGAACGCCGACAACGGCUGCGGCCUGCGCUUCAACGCGGCCGGGCGCGGGGCGGUGUGCGACGAGCCCGGGCUCUCAUGCGUGGUCGUCUGCGGGGAGGGCGGCGGCCCGGCGACCUCGACGGAGGGCCCCGCGGGCCCCGCGACCACGGAGUCGCCGUGA